AUGACAUCGACACCAACUUCACCAAUUGCAGCUCAAUCGCCAUUUAAUCCAUCCAUCAGUCAUCCAUCUCAAAUCGUUAUUAGCGAAAAUCUUAAACCGGCUAUUCUCGACCAUUUGGCUUAUCUAAAAGAAUUCUAUGAUCAUCCAGAAUUCCUUCAAAAACAAUCACGCGAGUAUGCGAUCUAUCGCUAUGAAACAUUCUGGUUGCCAUUUUUAGCUGAACAUGGUGAAUUGGAUAUUAUUCCACCACUCGAUAUACUCUUUGUAUGGCAUUCACAUAUGCUUGCACCAACAGCGUAUGCCAGUGAUUGCGAACGUUUGUUCGAACGAGUUUUACCGAAUCGCGUCCGACCACGUACCGAACAAUUGCUGAAAUUCAGUGAACAGUUAUGGACAAAGAAGUUCAAUCGUACCAUGCCGUUUGAACUUGAUUAUUCAACGAAUAUUCAAGUUAUUCCACCUUAUACAAGUAAAAUCAAAUAUGCUUUAAGUCAAGCAAUGGAGAGACAAGCAGAUUUCUAUUAUGCAGUAGCCCUCGGUCACUAUAAGGAUUCUGAUUUUCUCGAAGAAGCAAUCAAACGCUACAAAAAAUUCAUUUAUCUCAAACGUCUGAAUCCUCAAUUGUAUGUUGUGCCCAUGUAUGAUAUCGAUAUCGUUUGGCACACGCAUCAAUUAUUUCCUGAAGUUUAUCGUCGCGAUAUGAUUACUAAUCUUCAACAUGUUCUUCAUCAUGAUGAUACAACACAAGAUCGCUCAGCCAAUUCGAAAUUAUCAACAUCAGAUCACGAAACUCGACAUAAAUGGUUCGAACUAUAUGGUGAUCGCUUACCGAAAAAUGGUUCUAUGUAUCGAGGGAAAACAUCGAAGGAUUUUUAUCAAUAUGUGGCGGAUUUUACUUUUCUACUUGAAUGUCAACGUUACGCUAUUUUUGUUCAAUUUCUCGAUCAGAACUCGACGGCCAUCGGUGCAACAGGAAAAACUACAGAUAAUAGGGCAACGACAGUUCUUUCGUUGGAUGAUCAUCUGCCAGGCGCUGAACCACUACCGGAACAAUUGUUUGCUCAAAUUAAUUCAUCAGAUCAAGAACUUUUUGCGCGAGGUUCAUCAGGGUAUAUUGAAGCUCACUUUGAGGCUGAUUUUAAUGAUUUAACAGCGCAACUGGUGCUUAAGCUUCAACAAAAGGCUGGCUAUUGGCCAAUGAACUAUUUCAGUUCAUUGGAAGAACAUGAAAUCUCCGCUGAAAAACUUCAUCCAAUUACUCAUUUUACUCAACCCGUUAAAUCUGGCUUAGCUGCAGAUGGAAAUGAUGAAGCAGGUGCACUGUAUUAUUUACUCAACAAGCCGAUCGAUCAUAGUUCUCCUAUAUCAAGAAUAGUACCCAAAGCACGGCGACUUGCUGUUGGUAUUCCAGCUAUCGAUAUCAAUACUGUUAUCGUUCGAUAUGAAGCAGUCGAUUAUGAAGAUGUAACACUUGGACAAAAUUAUUUGACCCAAUUGGGCACAUCAUUCUUAUUUAAUUUGGAAAAUGUGAAAGUUCGACAGGCACUGCACAGUAUUCUUCCUGUUCAUCAAGAACAGCCAACUUUACUCAAUAUCCGUCAUACAAUCAUCAAUGACAUCGACAUAUUUACAGCAACAUUUAACAGUGCUAUAUUCGCAUCGUGUCAUACGUUGAAUUGGUCGCAACUCCCAUUACCAAAUCAAGUUUCGAGUAAUCCGGAUAAAUCGGUUGUAACACUGGAUCCUGAUCUAGAAGAAGCAUUGAUUGUGAAAGAUCAUACUGGUGAUUGGGGAAUUGUCAAGUUUACUAAAGAUCUUUUCACGGCGUCAUUGGAAGAGUCAGCAUCCGAUCAACAUUAUCAGUUUAGUUUAUACCGUUUUCAACCGAAUGGUCAAGUUCAAGAAGAAAUCGUCUAUAUCGAUUGGGAAGAUGAUAAGUGGCUGAUCGGUUCGGAAAAUUUCGGCAUCGAAAUGAACACGUGGUCGAUAUCUGUUAAACGUGUGGCACUGGCAAAUUCCAUGCAGUACAUAUGCUUAGGUGCAGCGUUGAUUUCGCGUUUUGAUGCAUUAUUUACGCAGAUAUUUGGCAAACAAGAAGAAACAGACUUACUUGCAAGUGAUGAAACUUAUAAUGACAAUGAUUUACUAGCGAAUGAUAUUGGAAAGAUAAGUUUGAAUGGUACAAAUGGUGUAAACGGCUUGAAAAAUACCGUCUCAAAAAAGAAGCCACAAAUGGCGAUGAACAAUGUUUAA
Messenger RNA from Adineta ricciae, 2253 nucleotides. Lineage: Eukaryota; Metazoa; Rotifera; Eurotatoria; Adinetida; Adinetidae. The record is from the annotation of a GenBank genome assembly.